AUGAAUCCAGGAGAAAAGAAAAAGGUUUUGAAUCCAAACAAUGCUCAAAGUCCUAUGAAGAAGAUAGGUUACGAUUUCCAAUUUCGAUCGAGUGCUGAACUAGCCAAGCAAUAUCAGAUUAAGAGAGAAAAACUUGCUAAUGAUCGGGAGAAUAGAGCUGUGAAACAGCAAGCACCAUUAAGUCAUAAAAGGAAGAUUCCUAUGUCUACAAUAUCAAAUGCAAGAGAAGGACAAAGUAGACAAAGGUUGAUUCAAUCUAAGGAGUCCAUUCAGCAGCAAGGAAAUGGUAAAUUACCUAUGCACAAAUCCACAGUCCAACUGUCUUCAAAGGAAGUUAUUAACACUUCAAAUAUGAUUGAAAAAAGACAAGGAGAAGGAGAAAAACAACUUGGCAUUCAUGAGCUACAAAAUGUCAAAAAGGUGAAGAGAAAGUCGGUCUUACCGACGACAAGUCUUGAUCUUUUCCUACAACAAAAAGGAACACAUGUGGGUGGAGAGAAACUACCUGAUAUUCAGCCAGUUAAUGAGGCCAGAUCUAUGCCGUCCCCUCUUGUUGAUGAGCAUAAUAUUGAACUUGAUAAUUUUGAUGCACAAGAAGAAGUUGGCGAUGAUGAGUGUGUUAGAGACGAAGCUAUGGACGGUGAUUGUUACAUCAAUCCAGGAACAUCAGAUAAGAAGAAAGUUCGAGGGCAAACAAAAUGUAUGCUGAUUCAUGCAAGAAAUCUUCAGGAGAGAGAGGAGGUGACAUUUGACAAAGGACAAGCCGUGGGACCAACCGAUGAUACGAAACAACGAAUGGUGGAUUAUGUUAAAACCAAGUUCAUCAUUCCAGCAGAAGGAAAUAAGUGGGUGAUGGAUGGUCUUCGUGAAGCUUGGAGACGACACAAGAAAACUACUAAGGAGAGACAUUUUGAUGUGAAUCGUAGUAUUGAAGAUGUGGUAGAAAAGCCUCCCCCUGAGAUACCAGAAGUUCAAUUUCGCCAAUUAAUUGAAUAUUGGAUGGAUGAAGAUGUCCAAGCCAUCAGCCAAAAAAAUUCUGAAAAUAGAAAAAAACAAAAGUGGAGGCAUCGGAUGGGAUCUAUUAGUUUUGCAAGAGUACGCGUGGCAUUGCGUGACUCUAAAGAGAACAAGGAGGAUCCAUCACAAUCUGAAAUGUUUAUUGCAACUCGUACAAAAAAGGGAAAGCAAGUUCAUGAAGAUUCCCAAAGUGCAAUAGAGCAGCCUGGUCAAGUACGAUGCUAUGGUAGAUCAGUGACAAAAGGUUCUCUAAUAAAAGAUGAGGAAAUCAACAAGCUCCAACAAAAGCAUAACAAUGAAGUCUCUACUUUGAAAGAAGAAAUCAAGGAAAUGAGAGAAGAAAUACCAGAAUUGAGGCAAUUGCGACAUAGCUUUAAUCUAUUAGUACAAAACAACCCUGGACUGAAUGUUCAAGAUAUACCCAGGGUUGUUGGAUCUAACCAACCUUCUCCAGUUGAUGCUACUAGUGGACAGGCUGUUAGAGGCCAAAUUCUUCCAUAUUCUUUUGGAUCAACUCAUGGACUAAUUCUUGAAAAGGAGAAGGUGUGUGAUGCAAUUGGUGGUAGAAAGUCAAUUUGA
Lycium barbarum (goji berry) is the source of this 1596-nucleotide messenger RNA. RefSeq lists its product as uncharacterized. NCBI's taxonomy places the organism in Eukaryota, Viridiplantae, Streptophyta, Magnoliopsida, Solanales, Solanaceae. The record is from RefSeq and is a predicted model, not a curated record. Bases 1 to 1596 code for a protein of 531 amino acids. The transcript is spliced from 8 exons.